Molecule: messenger RNA, 814 nt
Organism: Aspergillus versicolor CBS 583.65
Lineage: Eukaryota; Fungi; Ascomycota; Eurotiomycetes; Eurotiales; Aspergillaceae
Exons: 4
Coding region: 158-484 (108 amino acids)
Source: RefSeq, a predicted model, not a curated record
GGAUAACCAAGACAACACUCUCAGAUGGGGCUGGGGGAAAGGCCUAUCCCCCUUACUGGCUGACUUAUAUUAUAUAAAGAGCCGCUCCUCAUCUCUAGGUCUUCUUUUUCACAAUCACAGUCAACUCCCUGUGCAUCCUCUAGACCAUCCAACUAUCAUGAAGAUUUCCUGGCUCUUUGUCUCCCUCGGUCUCUCCGCCGCACCAGCGCUCGCAGAGCCAAUCGCAACGUUGGACCUCAAAAGCGUAGCGGAGACAUGGGCCGAGCAUCCCGAGUCGGGUGAAUGCCUCCCAAACUGGACAAUCGACGUACCAGUUGAUUAUGUGAACGUCAAACCAGAAGCCCACGGCGUUGUAUGCUCGUUUUUCCCCGAGGCGGACUGCAAGGGUCAAGGGACUGCCCUGACCGACGGCGAAUACGAGUUCAAUGGUGACUUUUAUUUCAGGAGUUUCGGGUGUGUUGAGUGGGUUCGUAAGGAGGCUUGAUCUAGACUAUCGAGGUGUGGUGGUCCUCUUGCAGUUUCCUGCCCGUGCUUGGUCCGCGGUUUGCAAACGCCACAGCAUGCUGCCUUAUAACCGGUUUGAAAGAGGUGCCUAAGCAUACGGUUCUCUAUCCUUGACUGGCAAGUCUGUUCGGUCUUCUUCCGAUAUCAUUUUGUGUAUUUAUCAGUAUGCGGAAUUCAUAUUCUAGACCACGAAAAGACAGAAAAGCGUGUAGUGUCCAUUGCCCUGAUCAUUGAGCUUGUAUGCCUUCCAAAGCAUCGAAAGCAUUACCGUGGCGCCAUUCACGGUUCCUAAAAUUGCAGCAGGAGACGC